UCUUGUAUAUGAAGGUAAGCGUAGCUGUGCAUGCUGGGUAGCGACAAUACCAACUUGCGGCUGGUGCGCUCUACGUUCUUUCUCUCGACAGCCAUCAUGGGUUUCCAAUCUAUCUGGUACUCACAUCCUCGAAGAUACGGCCCAGGCUCGCGCUACUGCCGUGUAUGCAACAACACUCAUGGUCUCAUAAGAAAAUAUGGUCUGAAUAUAUGCAGAAGGUGUUUCCGGCAGUAUGCAGCAGACAUUGGCUUCAAAAAGCUCGAUUGAGGAGAAGCAUUGGAGUUUGCUGCCAUAUCCAUGCAUUUAAUUCAGACAUGGGAAACACCCAAUAAAUGAUUUCUUAUAAGACCAG
Molecule: messenger RNA, 352 nt
Organism: Pomacea canaliculata
Lineage: Eukaryota; Metazoa; Mollusca; Gastropoda; Architaenioglossa; Ampullariidae
Product: 40S ribosomal protein S29
Exons: 3
Coding region: 31-267 (78 amino acids)
Biological process (GO): translation
Cellular component (GO): ribosome; cytosolic small ribosomal subunit
Molecular function (GO): structural constituent of ribosome; zinc ion binding
Source: RefSeq, a predicted model, not a curated record